Messenger RNA from Haliaeetus leucocephalus (bald eagle), 1680 nucleotides. RefSeq names its product syntrophin, gamma 1 (gene SNTG1). Lineage: Eukaryota; Metazoa; Chordata; Aves; Accipitriformes; Accipitridae. Gene Ontology annotation, cellular component: dystrophin-associated glycoprotein complex; intracellular anatomical structure. Gene Ontology annotation, molecular function: structural molecule activity; protein binding. The transcript has 17 exons. The coding region runs from base 32 to 1585 and encodes 517 amino acids. The record is from RefSeq and is a predicted model, not a curated record.
UAGACAAAUAUCACUUGCUGUGUGAUAGCACAUGGAUUUCAGGACCGCCUGUGAAGAGACAAAGACAGGGAUUUGUUUGCUGCAGGAUGGUAACCAGGAGCCUUUCAAAGUGCGACUGCACUUAGCCAAAGAUAUUUUGAUGAUCCAGGAGCAGGAUGUGAUCUGUGUGUCUGGUGAGCCUUUCUAUUCUGGUGAAAGAACAGUAACAAUUAGAAGACAGACUGUAGGAGGAUUUGGAUUAAGUAUAAAGGGUGGAGCAGAACAUAAUAUUCCAGUGGUCAUUUCUAAGAUUUCCAAAGAACAACGAGCGGAACUUUCAGGUUUGCUCUUUAUAGGAGAUGCAAUUCUACAGAUUAAUGGAAUUAAUGUGAGAAAAUGCAGGCAUGAAGAAGUGGUUCAGGUCCUUCGCAACGCGGGGGAAGAAGUGACUCUAACUGUGUCCUUUCUGAAAAGAGCACCUGCUUUUCUCAAACUGCCACUGAAUGAAGAUUGUGCAUGUGCCCCCAGUGACCAAAGCAGUGGCACAUCCUCUCCCCUAUGUGACAGUGGUUUGCAUCUCAACUACCAUCCCAACAACACGGAUACAUUAUCAUGUUCCUCAUGGCCAGCAUCCCCAGGACUUAGGUGGGAAAAAAGGUGGUGUGAUCUCCGAUUAAUUCCACUUCUUCAUUCACGGUUUUCCCAGUACCUUCCAGGAUCAGAUUUGUGCAGGCAAAAUGCGUUCCAAGUAAUUGCUGUGGAUGGGGUUUGCAGUGGAAUAAUUCAGUGUCUCUCUGCUGAAGACUGUAUUGACUGGCUACAAGCAAUAGCGAGUAACAUUUCCAACCUCACAAAGCACAAUAUUAAAAAAAUCAACAGGAAUUUUCCCGUAAACCAGCAGAUAGUCUACAUGGGCUGGACGGAAGAACGGGAACAAGACUCCCUUCAGGAUCGAAUGUACACACCAAAGUUUCUAGCACUGAGGGGAUCUUCCCUGUAUAAAUUUAUAGCACCUCCAGUCACAACCUGGGAUUGGACACGAGCUGAGAAAACAUUUUCAGUUUAUGAGAUAAUGUGCAAAAUUCUCAAGGACAGUGAUCUACUGGACCGACGGAAACAUUGCUUCAGUGUCCAGUCUGAGUCUGGAGAAGAUCUUUACUUUUCUGUGGAGCUAGAGUCUGACCUAACACUAUGGGAAAAAGCCUUCCAAACAGCAACUUUUUUAGAAGUUGAACGGAUACAGUGCAAGACGUAUGCCUGUGUUUUGGAGAGUCAUCUUAUGGGACUUACUAUUGACUUUAGCAUGGGCUUUGUCUGUUUUGAUGCUGCCACAAAGGCCAUACUUUGGAGGUACAAGUUUUCCCAGCUCAAAGGUUCUUCAGAUGAUGGGAAGAGCAAAAUCAAAUUUUUGUUCCAAAACCAAGAUACUAAACAAAUUGAAGCAAAGGAGCUGGAGUUUUCCAACCUGUUUGCAGUCCUUCACUGUAUCCACUCAUUCUUUGCAGCCAAAGUGGCUUGUUUGGACCCUUUGUAUGUAGGCAGUCAAGCCACAGCUUCUGCUGCUCCCACAACUUCUGGUACUGGCAAAUUAAAGUAUACCACUUGACAUCUCACAUUACAGCACUGCCACUUAACAACAAGACGUAACAAUGUAUAAAUAUUCAUAAGAUGUAGACCUUUGGUGAACCACGUACGUGGAAA